AUGCAUCUAAAACCAGGAGUGACACUGGUUUUUGCAAGAGCCAGAGAAAUUCCCUACGCUCUGAAGGAUGCUUAUGCAAAGGAAAUUGACAAAAAAAUUGCAUCAGGACAUUGCAUACGCAUCGAUCACUUCGAGUGGGCCUCGAAAACUCACGUAGUCAUGAGAAAAAAUGGUAAGAUACGCAUCACAGGCAACUACAAGUCUACACUCAAUUCAAGAAUUGUUAUUGAUGAGCAUCCUAUUCCAAGACAGGAAGAUAUUUUUAACAAGAUGCAUGGGGCAAAAGUAUUCUGCCAUUUAGACAUUACAGACGCAUAUACUGCCUUAACAGUAGAUGAAAAAUUUAGUGAGGCGUUAACACUGAACACGCCAACCCACGGUCUCAUACGUCCGAGCACAGCAGUCCACGGCGCAGCAAACAUUCCAGCAAUUUGGCAACGCAAAAUUGAGUCACUCAUCAAGGAUAUCCCAGGAGUGCUCAACUUUUUUGAUGAUCUCGUGCUUUUUGCUGAUUCACUCGACAGUUUACUUCAAACUAUGGAUGUAGUGCUGACCAGGUUAUACAAGAGUAGGCUUCGCUUGAACCGAUCUAAGUGGACAUUUGCUGCACCUGCCAUUGAGUUUCUGGGUCACAAAAUUGAUGCGUCUGGUAUACAUAAGUCAGAUAAGCACAUCCAUGCAAUUUUAAAUGCACCUGAGCCUACUACACCUUAA
Messenger RNA from Copidosoma floridanum, 714 nucleotides. RefSeq lists its product as uncharacterized. The record is from RefSeq and is a predicted model, not a curated record. NCBI's taxonomy places the organism in Eukaryota, Metazoa, Arthropoda, Insecta, Hymenoptera, Encyrtidae.